Mandrillus leucophaeus (drill) is the source of this 2964-nucleotide messenger RNA. RefSeq names its product protein kinase N3 (gene PKN3). Lineage: Eukaryota; Metazoa; Chordata; Mammalia; Primates; Cercopithecidae. Gene Ontology annotation, biological process: signal transduction; protein phosphorylation. Gene Ontology annotation, molecular function: small GTPase binding; protein serine/threonine kinase activity; ATP binding. Bases 111 to 2645 code for a protein of 844 amino acids. The record is from RefSeq and is a predicted model, not a curated record. The transcript has 20 exons.
UCCGGCGCCGCUUCCCGGGAAGUUUCAAGUUUGAAAGUCCUGGCGGAGGGGCUGCGGCUUCCGGGACCGGAGUGGCGGAGAGGAGGGCCCCAAGCGGCCGGAGAGGCGCCAUGGAGGAGGGGGCGCCGCGGCAGCCUGGGCCAACCCAGUGGCCCCCGGAGGAUGAGAAAGAGGUGGUCCGGCGGGCCAUCCAGAAGGAGCUGAAGAUCAAGGAGGGGGUGGAGAACCUGCGGCGCGUGGCCACAGACCGCCGCCACUUGGGCCAUGUGCAGCAGCUGCUGCAGUCCUCCAACCGCCGCCUGGAGCAGCUGCAUGGGGAGCUGAGGGAGCUGCAUGCCCGAAUCCUGCUGCCCGGCCCUGGGCCUGACCCGGCUGAGCCUGUGGCCUCAGGACCCCGGCCGUGGGCAGAGCAGCUCAGGGCUCGGCACCUAGAGGCUCUCCGGAGGCAGCUGCAUGUGGAGCUGAAGGUGAAGCAGGGGGCUGAGAACAUGACCCACACGUGUGCCAGUGGCACCCCCAAGGAGAGGAAGCUCCUGGCAGCUGCCCAGCAGAUGCUGCGGGACAGCCAGCUGAAGGUGGCCCUGCUGCGGAUGAAGAUCAGCAGCCUGGAGGCCAGUGGGUCCCCGGAGCCAGGGCCUGAGCUGCUGGCGGAGGAGCUACAGCAUCGACUGCACGUUGAGGCAUCCGUGGCCGAGGGCGCCAAGAACGUGGUGAAACUGCUCAGUAGCCGGAGAACACAGGACCGCAAGGCGCUGGCCGAGGCCCAGGCCCAGCUACAGGAGUCCUCCCAGAAACUGGACCUCCUGCGGCUGGCCUUGGAGCAGCUGCUGGAGCAGCUCCCUCCUGCCCACCCUUUGCGCAGCAAAGUGGCCCGAGAGCUGCGAACUGCAGUGCCUGGAUACCCCCAGCCUUCAGGGACACCUGUGAAGCCCACCGCCCUGACAGGGACACUGCAGGUCCGUCUCCUGGGCUGUGAACAGUUGCUGGCAGCCGUGCCUGGACGCUCCCCGGCGGCUGCACUGGCUGGCAGCCCCUCCGAGGGCUGGCUUCGGACCAGGGCCAAGCAGCAGCGUGGCCGAGGCGAGCUUGCCAGCGAGGUGCUGGCUGUGCUGAAGGUGGACAACCGCGUUGUGGGGCAGACGGGCUGGGGGCCGGUGGCCGAACAGUCCUGGGACCAGACCUUUGUCAUUCCACUGGAGCGAGCCCGUGAGCUGGAGAUUGGGGUGCAUUGGCGGGACUGGCGGCAGCUAUGUGGCGUGGCCUUCCUGAGACUUGAGGACUUCCUGGACAAUGCCUGUCACCAGCUGUCCCUCAGCCUGGUACCACAGGGGCUGCUUUUUGCCCAGGUGACCUUCUGCGAUCCUGUCAUUGAGAGGCGGCCCCGGCUGCAGAGGCAGGAACGCAUCUUCUCUAAACGCAGAGGCCAGGACUUCCUGAGGGCUUCGCAGAUGAACCUCAGCAUGGCGGCCUGGGGGCGCCUCGUCAUGAACCUGCUGCCCCCCUGCAGCUCCCCGAGCACGAUCAGCCCCCCCAAAGGGUGCCCUCGGACCCCAACAACAUCACGAGAGGCCUCGGACCCUGCCACUCCCAGUAAUUUCUUGCCCAAGAAGACCCCCUUGGGCGAAGAGAUGACACCCCCACCCAAGCCCCCGCGCCUCUACCUCCCGCAGGAGCCAACAUUCGAGGAGACUCCGCGCACCAAACGCCCCCACAUGGAGCCUAGGACUCGACGUGGGCCAUCUCCACCAGCCUCCCCCACCAGGAAACCCCCUCGGCUUCAGGACUUCCGCUGCUUAGCCGUGCUGGGCCGGGGACACUUUGGGAAGGUCCUCCUGGUCCAGUUCAAGGGGACGGGGAAAUACUACGCCAUCAAAGCACUGAAGAAGCAGGAGGUGCUCAGCCGGGACGAGAUAGACAGCCUGUACUGCGAGAAGCGGAUCCUGGAGGCUGUGGGCCGCACAGGGCAUCCCUUCCUGCUCUCCCUCCUUGCCUGCUUCCAGACCUCCAGCCAUGCCUGCUUUGUGACUGAGUUUGUGCCUGGUGGCGACCUCAUGAUGCAGAUCCACGAGGAUGUCUUCCCAGAGCCCCAGGCCCGUGUAGGGAUCGGCUUCGGGGACCGGACUAGCACCUUCUGUGGCACCCCGGAAUUCCUGGCUCCCGAGGUGCUGACCCAGGAGGCGUACACACGGGCUGUGGACUGGUGGGGGCUGGGCGUGCUGCUCUAUGAGAUGCUGGUGGGUGAGUGCCCUUUCCCAGGGGACACGGAGGAAGAGGUGUUUGACUGUAUCGUUAACAUGGACGCUCCCUAUCCCGGCUUUCUGUCGGUGCAAGGGCUUGAGCUCAUUCAGAAGCUCCUCCAGAAGUGCCCGGAGAAGCGCCUCGGGGCGGGUGAGCAGGAUGCCGAGGAGAUCAAGGUCCAGCCGUUCUUCAGGACCACCAAUUGGCAAGCCCUGCUCGCCCGCACCAUCCAGCCCCCCUUCGUGCCCACCCUCUGUGGCCCCGCGGACCUGCGCUACUUUGAGGGCGAGUUCACAGGGCUGCCGCCUGCCCUGACCCCACCUGCACCCCACAGCCUCCUCACUGCCCGCCAACAGGCUGCCUUCCGGGACUUCGACUUUGUGUCAGAGCGAUUCCUGGAGCCCUGAGGGCAUCUCCUGGCACCUCUGUCCCCUUCCCCCACAGACUGCUAGAGCCUCUGCUUGCCUACCUGUGUGCCCUGCCUGGAGGUCCAGGCCUUGCCGGGUACUUAUGAGCCCUUGGGACUCGAGGUGGCAGCCAUGGGGCCACUGUUGUGGGCUUUGCUCAGUGUCACUGGGCAAAGUGUGUCCCCUCCCCCUCCAGCUCUCUCUCCUCUACCUCCCAGCGAGACCUGGCCCAGAAAGGGUGCCACAGCAAGGAGUGAUGUGGUUUGUCUUUUUAAGACUAGACUUGCUUUAUAGACUAUUAAAUUUGUAAAAGUGUGCA